GGAGAGGAGGGACAAUAAUGUCGCGCGCGUCCAUCCGCAUCCACGGCGAUGCGACCGCGAUGGCGCUCCUCGGCGGCCAAGCCCUGGACAACGGGAAGUCGUACAACAUGGAGAAGGUCCUGCGCACGAACAUCCUCGCGUCGGAUUACUUCUCGCAGCUCGUCAAGAUGAACGAUUUCUACGAGCUCGUGGACGAGAUCUACAACGAGGUGGAUCACGUCGAGCCGUGGAUGAGCGGCAACGCGCGCGGGCCGUCCACCGCGUUUUGCCUCCUCUACCGCCUAUUCACGAUGGAGAUCGAGGACAACGAGGUGAAGCACCUGAUCAACCACGGGGACUCGCCGUACAUUCGCGCGCUCGGAUUCUUGUACGUGAGGUACGCGCGCGAUCCGAAAGAGUUCGGCCGCUGGUUCGACGAGUUCUUGAGGGACGAGGAGGAGUUCUCUCCGUCGCCGCACGGAAAGAGCGUCACGAUGGGCGCGUUCGUCCGAGAUUUGAUCCUGGACCAGUACUACUUCGAGACCAUCUUCCCAAGGAUACCGGAGGUUUCGCGCCGAGCGCUCGUGGAGCGCAUCAAAAAGUUUGGCUUCUCGGACAAAGCCGCGGGAUGCGGCGGCGCGGGCGGUCAACGCCGAGGCGGCGGCCCGAGCUCAGGCGGCGCGCGCCCGAUGUCCGUGAAAGCGGCGCUGUCGGUCAACAUGGGACAGCGCGCGCCGCACGUGCAGGCGGCGAUGGAGCGAGGCCGCGGGGUAGACCCGACGACGACAGUCGCCGCGGGCGCCGCGAGCAAGGACCGCGACAGGGACCGCGACAGAGACAGAGACAGGGACCGCGGCAGAGACAGAGACAGGGAGAGAGAUCGCGACAGGGACAGGGACCGUCGUCGCGAAAGAGAUCGGAGCCGCGAAAGAGAUCGGAGCCGCGACCGCGACCCGGGGAGGUACGGUAAACUAUACGGGAAGGACUCGGGGAAGAACGGCGGCGGCGGCGGCGGGAGGGACCGGAGCAGGGACCGGGGGAAACCGUACGAUCGCCCGCGCGACCGAAGCCGCGACAGGUACCGAGGCGACCGGUCGCGCUCGCGCUCGAGGGAUCGCAGAUGAACGACGCGCUCGGGCUACGUAGAAUCCUAACGUAUGGACCGCGUAUCCCAACUCAUAAAUC
This is a messenger RNA of Micromonas pusilla CCMP1545, 1164 nucleotides long. RefSeq lists its product as uncharacterized. The transcript has 2 exons. Gene Ontology annotation, cellular component: precatalytic spliceosome. The coding region runs from base 18 to 1103 and encodes 361 amino acids. The record is from RefSeq and is a predicted model, not a curated record. NCBI's taxonomy places the organism in Eukaryota, Viridiplantae, Chlorophyta, Mamiellophyceae, Mamiellales, Mamiellaceae.